CGCAAUCAUUGAGUCCGACGAAUCGACAGUGAUAAUGGGCGUCCAGGUGGAGGAGUCCAAGAUCGGCGCCAUGAUCGAGAAGGCCAAGUUUUACACUUCCGUCUGUCUGGGCACCACGGCGAUUCUCGCAGUCUUCGCUUUCUUGUUUCUGAUACCGUUCGUCGUCGAGCCAGCGAUAACGACCAUACUAGCAGAUUUUUCGCCGCAUGCGGUCGCCUGCGUGACAACGAGUCACGUUUACGCGGAGGGUCUCAAGAACUGCUCGUGGGCAAGUUGCAGAGAAGGUUGCACCAGUGCCGCGAUUCGUUGUCAUCAGAUUAAGGUCAACUAUACCAGACUCCCGUACGAGGAGUUCGUGGCAAAGCCAUUGGGCUCGGUGCCGUGGGACGUCGCCGACACCGAAUUCUUCGUGAACACGGAAGGUUGCGGUUACCCGCCCAGGGUUAAUUGUUCCACUUUCGCGAAGAAAUACGCCUACGAAAAUACGGGAAAGAUAUUUCCCUGCUACUACAGCAGAACGCAUCCAGAAACGGUUGUUGCAAGAUAUUCGUGGGAUGAAAAUCUCAGGCACUUGGUGUUGGCCUUGAUCGUGCCCAUAGUGCUCUUCGCCGCGACGCUCGGCGUGCUAUGCUACUGGUAUUGUCCGCCGAUGGGCAAAACCUGCGGCGGACCAGGUCGCAAUCUCAUCGACAAGUAUGCUAGAAAGGAAGAGUAAGUCAUCUUGGCAGAGGACGAGUUCGAGGAAGACGAAGAGGAAUACUGACUGCUACCAAGGGCUCACCCCCCGGCACGGGAGUGAUGCCAGCGAAAUAAUCUCCGAAUGGCUCCAGCGUACUUUACCUUAUAAAUUUAAGCGAUCGAGAGUAAUAGUGUUUUUUAGAAGAAAAAAAAAUUUGCCGAGAGCGAGCAAAUGUGUCUCGUUGUUAUUGCUUCUUACGAGUUUACUUUAAACUAUGCUUCUAACGCUGCAUCCGACUUGUUUUGUUCUCUAAAUCUGCUCUGGAUCAUGCUUUCAAUAAAUGAAACGUACGUCUAGGUUUAUGCCAGUGAUAUAAAAAUAUUUUUCUCUUUUUCUCUCUCUCUUUCUCUCUCUCUCUCUCUUUCUCUUUCUCGACAUUACGAUUGUGCACUGAGAUUAGUUGUAUGCACUUAUUCGAUAUAAAAAUAACGUUGGAUUUACAUAAAUAAUAAUUAGCAAAAAUAAAAAGUAACAAAUCGAAGACCAUCAUUCGUAAAGAAUCGCUCGGCGCGAGUCUUUACGAAGAUUAGACCUUAAAUUUAUGAUGUAAAGUAGGCCGUGGAUGUGAGAGCACGGACUUUUCAAUCAUCUAUCAGUAUUCGAUGAGGUAUCUAGUUCGAAACACAUGGCAGUGCCAUAAUGUAUUAAUAAAAAGGAAAUAAUAUGUUAUACAUUGCAAAUUAAUUCAAUUGAUAAUAUCAAUAUCGAAUGCUAAUGUCUGUUAAAUUAUGUAACAGCAUAUAUUCUGAAAUUUUGUAGAAAUCAACGACGGACUUCCGUGUGUUUCGGGCUUAACCGUGAUAGAGGCGCGCCUUCCUAUUUACGUGAUAAUUUAAGCAAAAGAAUAGUUUUUAAACGGCACAGAUUUUAGGUUUUUUACAGCAGCAGCAUCGGGUUUAGACUAAGUUAUACGGCCGUGAAUUUACGACUGAAGUCACGUAAGCUGCCCUUUCGCGAAGUAUCGAUGGAAGCAGUGCGAGCUUGCGGCUCGGCGCAAUUCAUUAAGAAACGGACUCAAAUGCGGACUCUGAUAGGGCUAAUCGCGUUACUCGCUACACUAUAUCACUAUUGUUAUGUUUCCGAAAUUACUAUUUAAUCGUCCCUUUCUCUAUUCGAAUCAUAAGGAUAGGUUACUUCCUAUUUUGCAAUUUUUCUUAAAUAGACAAGCUACUUUUGUAUAUUUGAGAAAUGCAUAAACGAUAUAUUUCAAAAAUUGAAAAAGAAAUUUUUUCUCGUAAUUAUCUUCUCGAGAAACAGAAAAAGAAAACAAAAUUUUGAUGAUGUACAUUUUAUAAAGACUCUAUCAAAGGAAAGCAAUUCAUUCUUGAUAUCACUACUGACAUUCGAAAAAAUGAUACAAACGUGAUGUAUCGAACUUGUAAAUAUAUUCUAUGAAAGAAAAAGCGUGAAGCAAGUGACGUGAUUCGCUUUCAAAAUCCGCUUCCGCACCAAGAAACGUAAGUUAAGGCUAGACCGUAAGUUAAGUCUGUGAAUAUUACCGAUCGUAAUACAAUCGCGAAAUCGAUAUAAGAGUUGUUACGAAUUUUGUACGCGGACGCAAAGGUCACAUCGUGGAUUCUAGUUAGAGAAAAGAUAUAUAAAUCUAAAGAGAGAAUAUGCGCGUGUUAUAUAACUAAUGCAAAAAAAAAACGCACUUGAGAACGCUGACAUGUAUCGUGCGCAUAGUUUAUAGUCGCAUAUAGAGAUAUAAAAAAAAAACUUUUAAUUUGAUUGUUGCAAGGAAGCGCGAACUACGUUCCAUAAGCUACGAAACGACGUUGUUCACUGUUGAAUUCUCAUGAAUCGUUAGCAAUAAUUAAAAAUUAAAUUAAAAAUUAUAAAUAAACUAAUGUAGAUAAUAUAAAAGUUAUUUUUAAUUUUGAUUGAUGACGUUACACUAAAAACAAUAUGAGUAUGUAUUAGACAAUUGAAUUCAUUCGAUUUAUGAUGAAUGAAGAAAUUAAUAUUUACAAUAUUUAAUUAGUUAAUUUCUCAAAAUGUGUUUCUCGGUUUUGUCAGUUGGUAGUUGAGUUCUAUAAUUAUUUUUUUUUUUUUUGAAAAAUGCUACGGAUUGUAUGUUUUAAUAACGUUCGUUUCUAAGCGUAUGGAAAGCAUGUCGUAACCCUUUACAUCAUAGGAUGGUUGUGAAUCCUUACUCGGCCUUACUCUAGGUGUCCUUGAUGUUAGAAGUUGCUCCCAUGAGGCAGCAGCUUCCCGUGGACCCUGUGUUUUGGCACUCAUUCCCCACUCAAAGCUUGCUAGUCUAAUUUCCGUUACGACUGAUCAUCUGAUCGUCUAUGAAUUGCGAAUGUCCAUCGAUUUCAUCCCGUAUUAACUUAACGCAAUUUCGUCCGAUUCAAUUCUCUUUCAUCGUCAGACAAUAUGGAUAACUUUAAAAAUGCGAAUGUUAAAUUUGAAUCAUGUGUGGUACAUUUGGAUGACAUUCAAAAGAAAUCAAAAUUAAAGACCAGAUGAUCUUAGAUGAAUAUUGCGUUUGAAACACCAUCGGAGCAUCGAAAUACAAAUCGAAAGACUCCUUUUGUCUUCUCAUGCACUCUUUUUUUGCGACGACUCUUGCUCAAAGAUGCUCACAAUCAACGAAACGACGGCGCAAAUCAAAUUCACGUGUAUCCGCUUGUCGCGCUUUUCGCAAGUCGCAAAAAUUGCAAUUUAGUUUGCCGUCAAGUCAUCGCAAGAUUUUUCAUCUUCGGUUAGAAUUAGAACUCUUGUGUGAUAUUAAAAUUCAAGCUUUCAAGCGAAACACCAAGAAAGCUUUUACGCGGACAAUCUAGAAACGGUGAUUCGCGUAUAGUCGCAACUCUCGCAUCACAUAUAUCGGUUCUAGUGCCAAUUAAAUUCGCUAGCCCGACUAGCCGAUUGCAAUCGUCGUAGACAGCAUUUUGAUAGAAUAUUGCGAGAGAAGAUUAUGUAUUAUAUAGAGACUGGGGAUCUCAAGCAGAUAUGGCUCUUUUCAUUGGAUCACUUAUGCAUGGUUUUGUUCUAUGAAGAAUUUGAAAUUAAAAAAUUGAAAUCUCUAAAACUUUUUUUAAUCUUCCAGUAUUCGGAUAAACUUUCGAUUGAAUUUUGUUUUAAAUAAAAAAUGUGAAAAUUGAUUAAAAAAGAAUAAUAGCGCACAUAAAUUUUUAUCAUGAAAGUAUUCCGAGUAAAUAUGCUUAAUCUGUAAAAACUAUUCUGGAAGAUAUUAUCAGAAAGUUUAUUAAUCAUGAAUUAUGUAUAUAAAUAUUUAAGAAGUGCAAAUAUUUGUUUAAGAUCCCUCUAUAGAUAGGUGAACAAAUUCUAGUAUAAUUCAGAUAAUUUAUAUGCAAGAGCGAAAAAUGUAGCGUAAAAAUUAUUCAAGCGAUUUUAACUAACAAGUAAUUUAAUCCCGCACGAGUUGAAUAAUAAAACGAGAUAUUACAAAUUCUAUUUCUAUACACGAUCUAUAUAGCUAUUAUAUUUGAUCUGAAAGUAACGAUCGAGCCGAUCGAGCGCUGUUUGGCUUUGAUCGAUUCGAAACGCGAGUGCAUGCACACAUAUUAUUACAAUAAAUAUUACAAUAAUUAUCUUUACAUAUUAUAUGUCCUCUCUCGUAAUGUUAUUUGACUACUGUAAUAGUACUCGCACUUACUACAGCUGGAUAUUUAUAUCAUGCCGACAUUAUUUCCCUCUCUCUUUUUCCUUAUAUGCAAAAAGAUCUAUAAUAUAUUAAUAUAUGAAUGAAGAAAUAUAUAUAUAUAUAUAUAUAAUAUAUAUUCUUCGAGAUGCCUCCUUUCUCUCUACUCAGAAAUUUUCAAAUCGUUCACUGUUUCAUAAGCGUAACUCUAUCAUAGAUAUAUAUAUUGUACAAAAUACAUAUAUAUAUACAUAUACGGUAUAUGUAAACCGUGCUCAUUCUGCGAUAAACAAACGGACUAUUGUAAAUAAGAGAUAUUGUACGACUUCGUUUAAAAUAUAUAAAAAUAUCGUUUUC
Messenger RNA from Formica exsecta, 4709 nucleotides. RefSeq names its product protein tipE (gene Teh2). Gene Ontology annotation, molecular function: sodium channel regulator activity. NCBI's taxonomy places the organism in Eukaryota, Metazoa, Arthropoda, Insecta, Hymenoptera, Formicidae. The transcript has 4 exons. Gene Ontology annotation, biological process: regulation of sodium ion transport. Bases 35 to 715 code for a protein of 226 amino acids. The record is from RefSeq and is a predicted model, not a curated record.